Molecule: messenger RNA, 337 nt
Organism: Entrophospora sp. SA101
Lineage: Eukaryota; Fungi; Glomeromycota; Glomeromycetes; Entrophosporales; Entrophosporaceae
Source: the annotation of a GenBank genome assembly
AUGUUUACAAACAACAAACAAUUUUCAACAAGAGAUCUUCAAAAUGAAUCCAUAUGGAAAAUUAAUAGCAAUGAAGAUGAGUUUAACUUUAUUGACUUAAUCAAAGGAGUGGCACCUUUAUCAUUGGCCAAGAUUAUUAACAACUCUUCAAAAAACAAAAGUAUAACACAAAACAUUAUUUCUGUUUUCUUAAAUAAUAUUUUCCUAGAUAUAGAACAAUUUAUAUGGUCACCUCGUUGUGACCAAUUUAUUUUAGAAGAAGAACAUGCUGCUUCUGGUCAAGAUGGAGUUCUUAAAUCUAUAAUAUUAGGGGAGGAAUGGUUACAAUAUUAUUCAG